CACGGGGAAGGGGCUGAAUGAAACAUCUCUGCUGUGAUGGUAGGAUGGAGACCCAUAACAUAAUCAUCAUCACACAGGCGACGAGGAAUGGAGACAUUCAAUGUACUUGGGAAUGAAAUCUCUCCGGGAGACGCACUACCGGGUCCGUCACACAACGAGACCGUUUGGAGCUUGUCACCUUCACCGGGCACCGGACCCUCACCUGUAUCCGAGCUCUCCUUCAGCCUAAAGAGCCUCCGAUGCCACGACGGCGCCGACACCCCACGCAGAAAGCUGCGACUGACGCCGGAGCUAGUGACUCCCAGUCCCCCCGGGCCCACGCCGGGUUCGACUUGUGGCAGAGGGCUUGUCCCUCAGGGAGAUGAGACGCCGACAGGUAAUGUCCUAACAGACUCCGGGAACAGGAGAAGGGGAGAGAGGUUUCUCUCCCCUGCAUGUUCUGCUCCUAAAAUGAAGCGUCUGCGUGUGAAGCUGUCGACCCGGUUCUGCAGCGCUGCAGUUCAGAGGUCAGACCCAGGGGUCAGGGGUCUCAGAUGUCAAGGUCAGAGUUCCCCGCCAGGAGGCGGAGCCUUGCGUUUCCGUCAGGGUGACGUGGAGCUGCCAGAUGUUGAGGCAUUGCUCUCUGUACGGCGGGUCAGGGCCAGGAGGCGGCAUUUCCCUCCCAGUAGCCUCCUGGGUUCUACCAUGGAGGACCACACCCUGACAGGAGAUUACAGCAAGCCACUACUGUUACCAGUAGAGAGAGUGGAACACCAGGAUCUUCACUGCGUCUCAGCCCAAACAGUGGCGUCUCUGCUAAGAGGACAGUACAGUGGUACAGUGGGAGAGUUCCUCGUCAUAGACUGUCGCUACCCUUAUGAGUACCACGGUGGACACAUCAGGGGGGCAGACAACCUCCACACCGAGGCUCAGAUCCAGGGGCUUUACUCCAGCUCCCUGCCCUCUACCAGCUCUCCUCCUGGGGCAGAGCUCCCACCAGCCCCCUGGACAGGCUCCAGAUCCAGGCGUCAGUGGUACUUCCAUGGUUGGAGUGUUACAGAGGUCCAGCUCACAGUCACAUUCACCCGGAAGUGGCACCACGCCACCAGAACAGGGGUCACCCAUGGAGGGGUCAUCGCCACGGAAACUGAUUGUGUUCCACUGCGAGUUCUCGUCAGAGAGGGGCCCACGGCUAUGUCAUUACCUGAGAGAGCUGGACAGAGCACUCCAUGCCUCCCUCUACCCUCUGCUCUUCUACCCUGAGCUGUACCUGCUGGAGGGGGGCUACAGACACUUCUACUCCUGCUACCCGGAGCUGUGUGAGCCGUGUGGCUAUGUUCCCAUGCUCCACAGGGAGUACAGAGAGCAGCUGGGACGAUUCAGACAGAAGACCAAGUCACGACUCCACAGGAGACUGCCACUCUACAAGACUCACUGAUUGGACACUUGCUUGCAUAUCAAGUUUCUACGGUUCUCUUUACACAAUGGUGACUGCCACCCUUACAGUCUGCUGUCAGAUUGGAUAGAUUGGUAUCAGGUGGUUGUUGCAGAUCUCUUUUGAAAUAAGUUGUCAAUAAAGUUGUUUCAAUACAAAAAGAA
Molecule: messenger RNA, 1578 nt
Organism: Oncorhynchus masou masou (cherry salmon)
Lineage: Eukaryota; Metazoa; Chordata; Actinopteri; Salmoniformes; Salmonidae
Product: M-phase inducer phosphatase 1-like
Exons: 12
Coding region: 88-1242 (384 amino acids)
Biological process (GO): protein dephosphorylation; positive regulation of G2/M transition of mitotic cell cycle; G2/M transition of mitotic cell cycle
Cellular component (GO): nucleus; cytoplasm
Molecular function (GO): protein tyrosine phosphatase activity
Source: RefSeq, a predicted model, not a curated record